AUGUCAUCCUCGCUGCCGGAGCUGGCAGAGCAGCCGAAAAAAAAGAAGCCUUUGCCCUUCAAACGUGCCGCCUCGCGACAGACGCCAGCCAACCCUACGACCGAUGCACCUUCCGCAGCAGGCGAUAGUGAUCUUGAAUUCUGGAGUCGGUCCAAGGAUUUCUUUUCCACUAGUAUUCACGAGGAGAGCGACUCGGAUCAAGAUGCCAGGAUACGAGUGUCGCCUCCCGAUAAUCACCAUCGUAAGCGCAGAAAGGUGUCGCCCGAGAGCGUGAAACGCCAAAACAGGGAGCACACCCCAUUUUCCACCGAAGAGUCUACAGCGCGAGCCAAACAGACCCUAACUUUAGGGGAAUCUGACGAUGACCCAAUCCUGGGCAUCAAGGGCAAAGGCAAGGAGAUCAUCAAACCUAACAAGCAGCUCACCCCGCGGAAGUCCACCUCGGCUACGUCUUCAAAACCCUCGAUUGUGUUCCUUAACGAUGACGACGGCGGCCCCGCAGAGCUGGAGGUCAAGCCGAAGAAGCUAUCCCCGAAAAGCAGUCGAUCCGUGAGACACAGCUCACUCGAUGAGAUGCUUGGUGAUCGUGGAAAUUUCAAAACAGAAUCCGAAGAAGAGCCAGAGAUAGCCGGAUGGGAGGCGAAAGCCCGGGAACUGACACGGAAAACUCCCGAAGCCACUAUAUACGUCAUACUAUCGUCCAGGAUCCCCGAUACAAAACCACUCAUAGUGAGACGAAAGCUUCAUCAGGACAUGAAGUUGGUCUUGGGUACUUGGAUUGAAACCCAAAGGAACGGCGCGAACUUGGAAGUUCCCCCUGACGUGGCAGACAAGCUUGUCUUGACAUGGAAGGGAAACAAGAUAUACCAGCACAGCACUGCCGCUUCCCUGGGUGCACAGGUGGAUGCCCACGGAAAGCUGAUAGGUAGCGUGGGCGAAGGUUAUACGACCUCGGGAGGUUCUAAAACUCUUCUCCUCCACUUGGAAGUAUGGACCGAAGAGACCUAUACCGAAUACCAGGAGAAGAGAGAACGCGAAAGGGGCUUGAAGCUGGGCACUGUGGACGAAGACCCAUUCAAGUUUGACAUCGGACCGGAUGAAGCAUCGUCUACUCGGGAGAAGCAAAAGGGUAUCAAAGUCGUCCUCAAAGCGAAAACACAUGAACCACUCAAGAUGAGUGUUCAUAGUGACACAACAGUGGGCUCACUCGUGACGGCUUUUCGCAAAAACCGAGGGGUUGGCCCGGAGCAGGACAUCGCCAUCUACUUCGAUGGUGAGAGCUUGGAUAAGGAUUCUCUGGUUGUCUCUGCCGAUAUCGAUCCAGACGAGACGAACCAAUUAGAAGUCCAUUUGAAGUAG
This is a messenger RNA of Lasiosphaeria miniovina, 1359 nucleotides long. RefSeq lists its product as uncharacterized. The coding region runs from base 1 to 1359 and encodes 452 amino acids. Lineage: Eukaryota; Fungi; Ascomycota; Sordariomycetes; Sordariales; Lasiosphaeriaceae. The record is from RefSeq and is a predicted model, not a curated record. Gene Ontology annotation, molecular function: protein binding. The transcript is spliced from 2 exons.